AUGGUUUCUAUCGUUCUAGGCAGUCAAUGGGGAGAUGAAGGGAAGGGAAAGAUCACAGACAUGCUGUCGCAGGACGCAACGCUCUGCUGUCGUGCAGCCGGCGGACACAAUGCCGGCCACACCAUCGUCCACGAGAACGUCACCUACGACUUCCACAUCCUGCCCUCCGGACUGGUCUCGCCAAAAUGUAUCAACCUGAUCGGAGCCGGCACCGUCUUCCACGUCCCCAGCUUCUUCAAGGAACUCGCCGCUAUCGAGGCUAAGGGUCUGAAGGGCGCCUCUAAGCGCAUCUUCGUCGCGGACCGCGCCCACGUCUGCUUCGAUCUCCACUCUGUCGUCGACGGUCUCGAGGAGAAGGGUCUCGGUGGACGUAAGGUUGGUACUACCGGAAAGGGUAUCGGUCCCUGCUACAGUGACAAGGCUGCUCGUCGCGGUGUGCGUGUUGGAGAGAUUUUGGACGAGGAGACCUUCGAGCGCAAGUUGCGACACCUUGAUAUCGCGUACCGCGCGCGCUAUGGUGAUUUGGAUUAUGAUGUCGAGGAGGAGAUUGCCCGGUUCAAGGAAUACCGCACUCUACUCAAACCCCACAUCGUCGACCAACUCGAGUUCCUCCAAGAACACAAGAACUCCCCCAACACCCUAGUGGAAGGCGCCAACGCCCUGAUGCUCGAUCUCGACCACGGCACCUACCCCUUCGUAACCUCCUCCUCGACCGGCCUCGGCGGCGCCGUUCAAGCCCUCGCCCUCAACCCGUCCAGCAUCAAGUCCGUCAUCGGUGUCGUAAAAGCCUACACAACCCGCGUCGGCUCCGGCCCCUUCCCCAGCGAACAGCUCAACGCCGACGGCGAGAAGCUGCAGGUCGUCGGCCGUGAAUUCGGCGUCACGACUGGCCGCAAGCGUCGCUGUGGAUGGCUGGAUCUUGUGCUGUGUCGCUACUCGCACGCUAUUAACCACUACACGGCGCUGAAUCUGACUAAGUUGGAUAUUCUUGAUGACUUUGAUGAGAUCAAGGUUGGCGUGGCUUAUAUCCUGCCGGAUGGGAAGAGGGUUACCGGCUCGUUCCCGGCCGAUCCUAAGGUUGUCGAGCAGAUUCAGGUUGAGUAUGUUACUCUGCCCGGGUGGAAAUCUAAUACUAUGGGUGUGCAGAGGUAUGAGGAUUUGCCGGCUAAUGCUAGGGCUUACAUUGAGUUUAUUGAGAAGGAGAUUGGUGGUGUGCCGGUUAAGUGGAUUGGGACUGGUCCUGCUAGAGAGCACAUGAUUGCCCGUGAUUAG
Molecule: messenger RNA, 1272 nt
Organism: Penicillium bovifimosum
Lineage: Eukaryota; Fungi; Ascomycota; Eurotiomycetes; Eurotiales; Aspergillaceae
Gene: adB
Product: adenylosuccinate synthase ADE12
Exons: 4
Coding region: 1-1272 (423 amino acids)
Biological process (GO): IMP metabolic process; 'de novo' AMP biosynthetic process
Cellular component (GO): cytoplasm
Molecular function (GO): GTP binding; adenylosuccinate synthase activity
Source: RefSeq, a predicted model, not a curated record